GCAUUUUCCCCCUAAACCUGCUUCCCCUCCUUCUCCAGCCUGUCAAAGGAUGCUCCAUCCUUUCGGUUGCUCAGGCCAGAAGCUUUGGUCAUCCUGGAUUCCUCUCUCUCAUACACACCCAUAUCCACUCCCUCAGCAAGCUCUACCUCCAGAAUCUUUCCAGACUCUCCCCAGUGCCCACACCCUGGUCCACCUGUCACCUCCCACCUGGACAAUCGUAGCAGCCUCCCUGGUCUCUCUGACCCUCCCCCCAGUUUGUCCCUGAAGGCAGUCACAGGGACCUGCCGCCUCUCACCCUCCCACACACACCACGCCGGAAGCAGGUGGCUUUGCCUCCAGCAGGGUGACAUCCGCUGUUGCUGCCUCUCUACUGCCCCGCUGUUCCUCAGGACUUCUCUGGACCAAAGCCCUUUGCCAGACCCCUUCCAGCCCUCACCCAUCAUGGUCCCUCCAGGCAACAUCCUGCUCCUGCUUUUACUCCCAGUGGCUGCAGCUCAGAUGACCCCAGGUUCCUGUUCUGGGUGUGGACCCCUCUCCCUGCCGCUCCUGGCAGGCCUCGUGGCUGCCGAUGCGCUGGUGUCGCUGCUGAUCGUGGCGGUGGUAUUUGUGUGUGCACGCCCCCGAAGCAGGCCCACCCAAGAUGGCAAAGUCUACAUUAACAUGCCUGGCAGGGGCUGAGCCCCCUGUAACUGCAACCUUUGACUUCUGACCCUCUCACCCUGGAUUGUGUGGCAGCACAGAAAACCCACCCACCCUCUUUGGGUUGCUUUGGAAUAAAGCAGUUGAAAU
This is a messenger RNA of Ceratotherium simum simum (southern white rhinoceros), 789 nucleotides long. NCBI's taxonomy places the organism in Eukaryota, Metazoa, Chordata, Mammalia, Perissodactyla, Rhinocerotidae. The record is from RefSeq and is a predicted model, not a curated record.